UCUCUCUCUCUGUGCCAGGGUCCACCGCUCGAUCUCUCUCUCUCUUCCCCACUUCUCUAUAAAAAGAAGAGGGUGGACUGCGGAUUACUUCGGAACCCAGCAGUCAUCGAAAAUGGGGAUUUCUGGAAAGAGGGUGCUUCUUACCUCUAAUGGAGACUCUGUCUCCCGCGGUAUCGCUUACUAUCUAGCAAAAUAUGGCUGCAGGCUUGUGUUAAUGGGAGAUCCAGGCGUCCUCUCACAGAUGGCAGCUACCAUAACGAAUGAUCUGAAGCGGACUGGUGCCAUCCAAGUGGUCCAUCUAGAUAUGGAAGACGGGAGGGAAGCGGUCUUUGAUGGCGCCGUAGAUAGGGCGUGGAAUUGCUUCGGCCAGUUGGAUGCGUUUGUUAAUUGUUAUUCAUAUGAAGGCAAGAUACAGGAGAUUCUGAAGCUAUCUGAAGAAGAGUUCAAGAAAAUAUCUGCAAUCAACUUCUCUGCACCAUGGUUUCUUUUAAAGGCUGUCAGUAAAAGAAUGCAAACUAGUAAUCUGGGGGGAUCAUUUGUUUUCUUGACCUCAAUUAUUGGUGCAGAAAGGGGACUUUAUCCUGGAGCUGCCGCUUAUGGUUCUUGUUUAGCUGGAAUACAUCAGCUUGUUAAGGCAUCUGCCUUGGAGCUGGGCAAGUACAAGAUAAGAGUGAACGCGGUUACACGUGGCCUGCAUCCUCACGACGAAUACAUAGUAACAGAGAAGGAGAAGAAAGGGAAAACUGCAAAGGAUCUGAUGCCCUUGCAGAGGUGGCUAGAUGCAGAAAAUGACUUGGGUUCAACUGUUCUCUAUUUGGUCAGUGACGACUCCCGCUAUAUGACUGGCUCCAUCAACUACGUGGAUGGUGGGCAAUCCAUAGUUAGGCCUCGAAUGCGCUCCUUUAUAUAAUUGGAGCAGUUUUGGUAAUAAAAGCAAGUCGGUGUGUUGUUAGAUGGUCUUGUAAAUCAAGAAACUUGUUUCAGAUGACGGACAAGAUGUACGUGGAAUGAAUAACCCGAAAGUCGGGUAUCUAA
This is a messenger RNA of Nymphaea colorata (pocket water lily), 1035 nucleotides long. RefSeq lists its product as uncharacterized. NCBI's taxonomy places the organism in Eukaryota, Viridiplantae, Streptophyta, Magnoliopsida, Nymphaeales, Nymphaeaceae. The record is from RefSeq and is a predicted model, not a curated record. Bases 113 to 910 code for a protein of 265 amino acids. The transcript has 4 exons.